Meleagris gallopavo (turkey) is the source of this 7350-nucleotide messenger RNA. The record is from RefSeq and is a predicted model, not a curated record. Lineage: Eukaryota; Metazoa; Chordata; Aves; Galliformes; Phasianidae.
CCUCCUCCUCAUCAUCCUUCUCCUCCUCAUCAUCAUCCUUUCCGGGCGCCCCCGGCCCCGCAUCCCUCCCGGCUGCUCCGGGGCCACGUGGCAGCGCCUCCCGCUGAGCUCACGCGUGGCCGCGGUGCGGGGGCUCCGGAGCGCCUUGUGCGUGCGGGACCGAGCCGAGCCGUGCUGAAGAGCAAGCGGGUUACGCAGCCCACCUCGUUCUGUGCAACACCCUCACCUCACCCCGUCCCUUCUCCCCCCCCUCGUUUUCUUCCUCCUCCGGCCUCCCGCAGCUAGUUAAAUAUUGCUUUUGUUAAUUGGCGCCCCGAGUGUUUCCAGCCCCGCGCAGCCCGGGCCGGCCGGCACCGCGAGCACGAAUAGAUCCGAGCGGUGAGCAGCGCGGAGAUGUGCGGGAGGAGGAGGUGUAGAAGGAGCGACGAACACAAGGCAGAUUUGCGUGGAAUCAUUUAAGCCAGCUGAUAUUUUUUGUUGUUUGGAUUUAAAUGUCACUCAAAGCAUCCCUUAAUCAGCUCUCUACUCGUCUCUGGUUCCUUCUGAGGCAUUAAUUGGAUCAUACGCUGCGUUUGAGGAGCUCGCGUGCUUUACCCGAGGAGGAAAUUUGCUCCAUCUCCAGCAGCAACCACUGCUCCUUUUGAUGUUGUGGUACGCCGUGCGCAUGCGCUUCACAUUAGAAUUACUGCACUGGCCAGAAUAAGUUGGAUCUCUUCUUCUCUUCACUGAAACCCUAAAUCAUAUCAAAAGCUAAAGGGAUGCUGAGAGUCCGGAAAAAGGGUUACUUUGGGAUUUGGUCAUUCCCUUUAAUAAUAGCAGUGGUGUGUGCACAGAGUGUCAAUGACCCUAGUAAUAUGUCACUGGUAAAAGAGACCGUGGAUAGACUGCUGAAGGGCUAUGACAUUCGCUUGAGGCCAGAUUUUGGAGGUCCCCCAGUGGCUGUUGGCAUGAACAUAGACAUUGCCAGUAUAGAUAUGGUCUCAGAAGUCAAUAUGGACUAUACCUUGACGAUGUACUUUCAGCAAGCAUGGAGAGAUAAGAGGCUGUCAUAUAAUGUAAUACCUCUAAACCUUACUCUGGACAAUAGAGUAGCUGAUCAGCUAUGGGUUCCUGAUACCUAUUUCCUGAAUGACAAGAAGUCAUUCGUACAUGGUGUCACUGUGAAGAACAGAAUGAUCCGCUUGCAUCCAGAUGGGACGGUCUUGUAUGGACUAAGAAUUACAACAACAGCUGCUUGUAUGAUGGACCUACGGAGAUAUCCGCUGGAUGAACAGAACUGCACGCUGGAGAUUGAGAGCUAUGGCUAUACGACAGAUGACAUUGAAUUUUACUGGCGUGGUGGUGAUAAUGCAGUCACGGGAGUCACAAAGAUUGAACUGCCACAGUUCUCCAUUGUAGACUACAAGCUUAUCACCAAGAACGUUGUUUUCUCUACAGGUGCCUACCCAAGGCUGUCUCUCAGCUUUAAACUUAAGAGAAACAUUGGUUACUUCAUUCUGCAGACCUACAUGCCUUCUAUUCUGAUCACUAUUCUGUCCUGGGUUUCCUUCUGGAUUAAUUAUGAUGCUUCAGCUGCGAGAGUUGCUUUAGGAAUCACAACCGUCCUCACCAUGACAACAAUUAACACUCAUCUUCGAGAGACUCUUCCCAAAAUUCCAUAUGUGAAAGCCAUUGACAUGUAUCUUAUGGGAUGUUUUGUCUUCGUUUUCAUGGCUCUCCUAGAGUAUGCUUUGGUCAACUACAUCUUCUUUGGCAGGGGACCUCAGCGUCAAAAGAAAGCAGCAGAAAAAGCUGCCAGUGCCAACAAUGAGAAGUUGCGAAUGGAUGUCAAUAAGGACAGAAGAAUAAUUGGCACAUAUCAUUGUCCAGAAAUGUAUUCAACAAAGAUGGACCCGCAUGAAAACAUUUUGUUGAGCACUCUUGAAAUUAAAAAUGAGAUGGCUGCCUCUGAGGCUGUGAUGGGACUUGGGGACCCUAGGAGCACGAUGCUGGCCUAUGACACUUCAAGCAUCCAGUACCGGAAAGCUGGCUUACCCAGACACAGCUUUGGUCGCAAUGCCCUGGAGAGGCAUGUGGCACAAAAGAAAAGCAGGCUACGGAGACGUGCAUCUCAACUGAAAAUUACUAUCCCUGACUUGACUGAUGUAAAUGCCAUAGAUAGAUGGUCGCGCAUAUUCUUCCCUGUUGUUUUUUCCUUCUUCAAUAUUGUCUAUUGGCUUUACUAUGUGAACUAAGAAACAAAGCCACACAGGAAGCAAGAACUGGAUUUCUCUUCAAAUCAGUUGUACAGCCAAAAGUGGGACUUAGAAAAAUUCUAUUCAGGACAAAAAGUUAUUUUAAAACACCUUAGUUGCUGGCCCACUCUAUGGUAUGUUUUUGUAACAUUUUGGUUGUUUCUGCUAAAUCAUAAAUAUGUAAAUUUGCAGUAUGGACAUAUCCCCUUUAUGAAAAUAUAAGUGUAUUUCAAAUGUGAAGGCAAAUUAGAUUCUGACAAUCAUCUCUGUCUCACUGUCUCUCACAGCUUCUUUUUUUUUUUUUAAUGCUCAUGUGAGUGUAGUGACACAAAUUAGAGAGGUAUUUGAGAAAAAAGUUUUUGUUUCAACCGCAGUAUAAACCAUUCAUUCCCUGAAACUGCGUAUCCAAGACAUGCAUGUACACAUAUUAGAGUGUACUAAGGCAUUAUCAUGCUUAUGAAACACACACUUGACCUUUUAAAGGUGUAAACUUGAAAACAAAUAGUGCCUAUCAUCUUUCCAAGAUGAUGAUGGUCAGAGGUUUCCCAACCGCAUUCAGGUAUUUCCUGUUAUUUAUUGAAAGAGCUAAACCUUUGACUGAUAAUAUUUGGGUUGGGUGUUUGCACAGAUACUGAAGCAAAAGCACUAGUUUUGUUGGGUUUUUAAGAGAGAGCAUACGCUCACAGUCCCUAUGACUGUAGCUGUGAUCAGUAGAGGAAUGUAGCAAUGGUAUAAGACAAGUUAAACAAUCAUGUCCUGAAUGGGUAGAUGUGCUGUUUUUUUGUGUGGGGAAGGGGAAUUGUUUGUCCAAUGUGCCAAAAGUUGGUUGGCCAAUUAGUAGUUCUCUUGGUGGUUGAAGGAAACCUAUGGUGCUCUGCCGUUCUACUGAAAGGUAGAGAACAAUUAAAAACAAAGCACCAGGGAAAGUGAAGGCUACAUAUUUGUAAAAGUAUAUAUACAUAUAUAUAAAAAUGCAUACUGUGCAAAUGAAUGUUGUCAGUUGUAGUACAUACCUUAGUCUGAAAUUCAUGUGGAUUCGUGUGAUUUUUUUACAAUUUGUUAUCUUUCUAGUGUUAUGCUUACCACUGUCAUUAUGCUUAACACCAAACGUCCAGAUUGAUUGAAGGUAUCGUACCUCUUUUUAAAGCAAAGAACUGAGCAUUCGUAUUUCAGUACAACAAUGCUGAUGUGUUUUUUCUCAGUCUGGAUUAGGCAAUGCCAUUUCUAUUUUUGUUUUGUUUUGCUUAGUGGACUAUUUUAAAGGGAAUAAAUUGGUAGCUUACACUAUCGUAGAGUGGUUUGGGCUGGAAAAGAUCUUGAAGACCAUCUAGUUCUAACCACCUGCUUUGGGCAGGGUUGCGACCCAUGAAAUCAGAUUGCCCAGGGACUCAUCUAACCCAGCCUUGAACACCUCCAGGGAUAGAGCAUUCACAGCUUCUCUGGGCAGCUCAUUCCAGUGCCUCGCCACACUCUUGGAAGUCUCUCCUAGGGUGUUUUCCAUUGGAAAAAGUACAAAAAUUCAAUUUUGCUUUUGGGAAAUUGUUCAAUUUUUUAUUUUAUUUUAUUAUUUUAUUUUAUUUCUUUCCAUAGAGCUUUAAUUUUUUAGGCAAAGUAGAUUUUCCCAUUUAGACCACUGUGGAAAAGUUUUCUGUAAUGAAAAACUAAAACUUUUCAGGAACUGUAUAAAAAGUAUAAAUUUCUGAUGGCUUCUAUAAAAGUAAAUUCCCAAUCUUGUUUAAAAGAAAAUAUUUAAUGAAGCAAAAGCCACAUGCUACUGUAUCUAUGCUACCUCUCAUGUGUAAAAAUUUCUGAAAUGAGCUCAAAUUACAGUACCUUCCAGAUAUCAUAGGAAAUGUUUUCAUAUGUAGAUAGUUUCUCCCCAUAUAACUUUGGCAGUGCUUUAAAAUAGCAUAUAAGAAUAUUUUUGAUAAAAUAUAUUAUUUGAAAAUUUUGUUCUUGCUUUAAAAGAGUAAUUUUCCAACAAGUUACUGUGCUUUCCUACCCCCUUUAACAGAUAGGAGGAAAACAGUUGUGGGGAACAUAGGAGACUUUUUGACUUUGUUUUGAGCAUAACACGUGUAUUCAUUUUCCAAAUGAGAGAUUACUGUUUUGAGGCUGCAUUUCAUGCACCAUGCAAUAAGCUUUGCAGAUGAAUAUGGAAUUUUAAGUAUGAAUCAUGCUGCAAUUUUUCCCAAUUCGUAGAAAACUUCAAAAGUGCCACAUCUAAAUGCAGAAUUUCUCUUCACAGUCUGUUCAUUAAUAAUGAUACCCGUUAUCAUAAAUAAAAGCCGUCUUAUAGUAUUCUACUGUAAAAGUUUUUCUUUCAUUCACAAAUUGCUAUCCAUUCUUUGUGUAGGGUUGGGUUUGUUUUGCUUUUAUAUUUGUUUGUUUCACAGAAUCAUAGUGUGAACACAGGGAGCUCACAGCUUGUUUGUGGUUGAUACACCUCAAAUAUGAAACUUUACAAAGAAUAUGUUGUUUGUCAGCAUUUACUGCAUGAAGUAAUUAUGAAAACCGCAGAGGCUGAAACUUUGAACUGCACAUUAGUUUAUCUGAAGUUAUAGUAUAAGCCAUAAUACUCUCUGAUGUCACUGUUCAGAGUGUGAAAGAAAAUGUUUGGUUUUUGCUCAGGUGUCACUAGAUGUAUUACCUGGGAGGAAGGAGAUCUUUUGCUUUUACAAUGUCCUUCUGGCUAUUAAUGUGGUAGAUAUAAUAAGUGAAAGGGAAGGUUUCUUCCAGAAAUUGAGUGGUUAUCAUUUUGUACUUAAGGCUAAACACUGUGAUACAAAAAGAUGCGGGUAAGAAAGACUGGCGAGGCAUGGUCAAGGGAAGAGUAGAACUCAAGAGCCCAUGGUGAGCACUUACUCUUUCUGAGAUACUUGAGUGAAAGUGAAAAAUUAUGCCAAUAUACGUGAGGCAUUGGUACCAAUGUGUGUGCUACCCUUCAGGUAAACUAGAAUAAAUUUGCUUUUAUUUUAGAACUGACAGAAAAUAUUCUAGAUCCUACUAAUUCUGUUGAUUAUUGAUAGUUUCAAUAAGCAAAAUAUAAAAUUUAAUUUUAGAUGAAUCUUGUAAUGCAAUUAUAGACACCAUUUUAUUGUUCUAGACAUGAUAGCCAGCAAUUAAGGUGUUUUUCAUCUUAUUGAAAUGCAUUGGCAAAUUAUGAUUAUAACAUGGCACAGUUUUAAUGAAAUCUUUGAGAUCAAUCUGUAAAUAUCUACUGUAUAUGACUGCUAAUAAGUAUGAUACACAUUUUCAGAACUGAAAAUCCGUGCAACAUAUUUCCAUGUUUGCAUAAGGAAUGUUAUGUUUCUAUCCUAUUGCAAUUUAAUGACUGGGAAGAAAGACUCAAGCAAUGCCAUUGUGAACAUUUCUUUUCUUGCUCCUGAGGAGGAAAGCAGAUAACAGUUUGUCACAGAGUUCUUCAGAGUUUUUACAUUCUAAUACAAAGGAUAUAAAAUCUGUAAGAUACAAAAGCACAAUGCAAAGAGAAAAUGAGUGGUGGUCUUGCACCUGAGGAGCAAAUCCUUAUUUCAGACAAAAGAUGCAUUAAAAUUAAGGUUUGAUUAUUUUUCAUUAUAAUUAUUAGUCUGUGUGACAACUCUAUAAUUAACACAGAACAUAAGUGAACAAAUGUUAAACAUUAUCCAACUAUAUGUGCAUAUGGACGUGUCUGUAUGGACAUAUGUGUGUAUAUAUACACACGGUGAGUAUAUAUAUACACAAACAUUCAUAUGUUGGUGUGUUAAAGGAAUAAGCUAAUAAUACUUUUGUUUCUACCAUCAACCAGUGUACGAUUAUAUUUUUGAGAAAAAAAAGAUUAUUGUAUUUUAAAAAAAAACAACUUACUAUACAGGGUAACUGGGCAUUUCUAUUAUCAGCAGAUCAAUGCAUAUAAUUCGUAUGGAACAUUGCACCAUUUGACAUGAUGGUAGUACUGUACCUCCUGCAUCUGAAAUUAGACUAGUCCUCACAUUGCUUGCCUAUUUCUUCUCUCUCUUUUUAUAACAGCAUUGUCCACUAGUAAGUUUUCAAAAACAGCAGUUCUAAGGGAACCAAGGCAAAAAGGCAAAAUUAUUAACUAUUUCUAGAAAAUAAUCUAGAGUGGGAUGGCCAGGGUACAAUACUAUAUCAUUAGUGGUCAUAACAUUUUGCUAUGUGUACAUAGAACAUACAAUGUGAGCAAUCAUAACUUAAGCUGAGCGUGUGUAAAUAUUAUCAGAUUUCUUAAACAUUUUUAACUUCUAAUUUGUACUUUAUGGUAAGGCAAAAAGCUAAUUCUAUGGUUUAGGUUAAUGUGUUCUAAAAUUAUGUAAAUAAUUAAAUAAGCUGUAAAUGAGCAGUCAAUAGAUACAGUAAUUGUUUAGUGACUUUUUUUUACUAAGUACAAUAAUUGCAGUGCUCUAGCAGAGUAAUUUAAACACCCUUUUGCAUAAACAGAUUUGGAUACCAGAUACAAAAAAAAAUACAGAAAGUACUGAGGUGCAAAAUAACCAUUUCAGCUGUAUUACUGCUAGCACAACCGGUUCUUUUGUAUGGUUAAACCGUUCAAGCAGUGGAAGAUUGUAGUUUGGCACUCAGUACUCAGCAUAAACAAAUAAGGCCUGAUUUUCACAUACAGUAAGGUACCUUUAUGUUGCUCCUGUGAGUGGCGAUGUGAAGGAAUCCAGGGUAGGUGAGAAUUCAGCUGCUGGUGAUCUCAUUACAGAAAGUCUGCAUACUGCAUCUCUUUCUGCAAUCUGUAUCCCUUAUGGUAUCUAAUAGUAGAUUUACAGUUUUUCUUUAGAAAAAAAAUAUAUAUUUGACUGUCAUUAGAUAGCAUAGUCCCCCAAAGCCAAAGAAUCUUCACUCCAGAAAUUGUUUAAAGGAAAUCUAGUAAGUCACUGCUUAACACCAAAGGUAAAGCUUAAUAAAAUGCACUAGGAAUUUUGUCUAAAUUUUUAAGAAGCAAGUGGAAUGUUGAUCAAAAGUACUGCCCUAUUCUACUUUGUAGAAAUAGUAAUAAUUUAAAUAUCCAUUAAUAUUAAAUUGAAAUAGAUCACCUCUACAAGAAUAUGCAACACGGACAUUUCGUAAGUAUAAAAUUAUUUUCUUUGUAAGUACUUUGACAAAAAAA